Chrysochloris asiatica (Cape golden mole) is the source of this 5682-nucleotide messenger RNA. RefSeq names its product SET binding factor 1 (gene SBF1). NCBI's taxonomy places the organism in Eukaryota, Metazoa, Chordata, Mammalia, Afrosoricida, Chrysochloridae. The coding region runs from base 1 to 5682 and encodes 1893 amino acids. The transcript is spliced from 41 exons. The record is from RefSeq and is a predicted model, not a curated record.
AUGGCCCGGCUCGCGGACUACUUCGUGCUGGUGGCGUUCGGGCCGCACCCGCGAGGGAGUGGAGAAGGCCAAGGCCAGAUCCUGCAGCGCUUUCCAGAGAAGGACUGGGAGGACAAUCCGUUUCCCCAGGGCAUAGAACUGUUCUGCCAACCUAGUGGGUGGCAGCUGUGUGCCGAACGGAACCCCCCAACGUUCUUCAUUGCCGUCCUCACUGACAUCAACUCCGAGCGGCACUACUGUGCCUGCCUGACCUUCUGGGAGCCUGCGGAGCCCCCCCAGGAUGCUGUAUGUGCCAAGGACGCUAAGGGGACAGAAGAGGUGGUGGACGAAGGUGUCCCCACGCGCCUGUCGUCUGCCGUCCCCAGCCAGCUGUUUGCUCCAAAGACGUUGGUGCUGGUGUCGCGGCUGGACCAUGCAGAGGUGUUCAGGAACAGCCUCGGGCUCAUCUACACCGUCCACAUCGAGGGCCUGAGUGUCUCCCUAGAGAGUGUCAUUGGCAACCUGCUGACCUGCACCAUCCCUCUCACGGGGGGCUCGCAGAGAACCAUCUCUCUGGGUGCAGGUGACCGGCAAGUCAUCCAGACCCCUCUCACCGACUCGCUGCCUGUCAGCUGCUGCAGUGUGGCCCUACUCUUCCGCCAGCUUGGCAUCACCAACGUGCUAGCCUUGUUCUGUGCGGCCCUCACUGAACACAAGAUCCUCUUCCUGUCCCGGAGCUACCAGCGGCUGGCCGAUGCCUGUCGGGGCCUCCUGGCCUUGCUGUUCCCCCUCCGGUACAGCUUCACCUACGUGCCCAUCCUGCCAGCACAGCUCCUGGAGGUUCUCAGCACACCCACACCCUUCAUCAUCGGCGUGAAUGCGGCCUUCCAGGCAGAGACCCAGGAGCUGCUGGAUGUGAUCAUUGCUGAUCUCGAUGGGGGCACAGUGACUGUCCCCGAGUGUGUACACAUCCCUCUCCUUCCAGAGCCGCUGCAGAGCCAGACGCACAGUGUUCUGAGCAUGGUCCUGGAUCCAGAGCUGGGGCUGGCUGACCUCGCCUUCCCACCUCCCAUGACCUCCACCUCCUCUCUGAAGAUGCAGGACAAGGAACUCCGGGCUGUCUUCCUGCGACUCUUCGCUCAGCUCCUACAGGGUUACCGCUGGUGUCUGCACAUCGUCCGAAUCCACCCUGAGCCCGUCAUCCGCUUCCACAAGGCAGCCUUCCUGGGCCAGCGGGGGCUACUAGAAGACGACUUCCUGAUGAAGGUGUUGGAGGGCAUGGCCUUUGCAGGCUUCGUGUCAGAGCGCGGGGUCCCCUAUCGCACCACGGACCUGUUUGAUGAGCUGGUGGCUCAUGAAGUAGCACGGAUGCGGGCAGAUGAGAGCCACCCCCAGCGGGUACUGCGUCACGUCAAGGAAUUGGCGGAGCAGCUGUAUAAGAACGAGAACCCGUACCCUGCGGUGACAAUGCACAAAGUACAGAAGCCGGCGGAGACCAGUCACCUCCGAAGACCGCAGCGACCCUUCCCCCGGCUGGACGAGGGCACUGUGCAGUGGAUUGUGGACCAGGCUGCUGCCAAGACACAGGGUGCACCCCCAGCUGUGCGGGCCGAGAGGAGGACCACCGUGCCCUCAGGACCCCCCAUGACUGCCAUCCUAGAGCGGAGCAGCGGGUUCCAUGCCAACAGUGCCCGCCGGCUGGAGGUGGUCAGGAACUGCAUCUCCUAUGUGUUUGAGGGGAAGAUGCUCGAGGCCAAGAAGUUGCUGCCCGCUGUGCUGAGGGCCCUGAAGGGCAGGGCUGCCCGCCGCUGCCUCACCCAGGAGCUGCACCUGCAUGUGCAGCAGAACCGGGCUGUGUUGGACCAUCAGCAGUUUGACUUCGUUGUCCGCAUGAUGAACUGCUGCCUACAGGACUGCACCUCCCUGGAUGAGCAUGGGGUCGCCGCUGCCCUCCUGCCUCUAGUCACUGCCUUCUGCCGGAAGCUGAGCUCCGGGGUCACGCAGUUUGCGUACAGCUGUGUUCAGGAGCAUGUGGUGUGGAGCACACCGCAGUUCUGGGAGGCCAUGUUCUAUGGUGACGUGCAGACCCACAUCCGGGCCCUCUAUCUGGAGCCGGCUGAGGACCGUGCCCCCUCCCAGGAGGUGGGGGAGACGCCCCCUCAGGAGGACGAACGCUCUGCCCUGGACGUGGCCUCGGAGCAGCGGUGCCUGUGGCCAACAUUGGGUCGGGAGAAGCAGCAGGAGCUGGUACAGAAGGAGGAGAGCACGGUGUUCAGCCAGGCCAUCCACUACGCCAACCGCAUGAGCUAUCUCCUACUCCCCCUGGAUAGCAGCAAGAGCCGGCUGCUGCGCGAACGCGCGGGCCUGGGGGAGCUGGAGAGCGCCAGCAAUAGCCUGGUCACCAACAGUAUGGCGGGCAGCAUGGCGGGCAGCUAUGACACAGAGAGCGGCUUUGAGGAUGCCGAGACCUCAGAUGUGGCGGGGGCCGUGGUUCGCUUCAUCAACCGCUUUGUAGACAAGGUCUGCACGGAGAGUGGGGUUACCAGCGACCACCUCAAGGGGCUGCAUGUCAUGGUUCCAGACAUCGUCCAGAUGCACAUCGAGACCCUGGAGGCUGUGCACCGUGAGAGCAAGAGACUGCCACCCAUCCAGAAGCCAAAGCUGCUUCGGCCACAUCUGCUGCCUGGCGAGGAGUGUGUGCUCGACGGGCUCCGUGUCUACUUGCUCGCCGAUGGGCGUGAGGCUGGCGCAGGGGGUGGUGCGGGGGGCCCUGCCUUGCUGCCAGCUGAGGGUGCCGUCUUCCUCACUACCUACCGUGUCAUCUUCACCGGGAUGCCCACCGACCCCCUGGUGGGGGAGCAGGUGGUGGCUCGUUCCUUCCCUGUGGCUGCGCUGACCAAGGAGAAGCGCAUCAGUGUACAGACCCCUGUGGACCAGUACCUUCAGGACGGGCUGCAGCUGCGCUCCUGCACAUUCCAGCUGCUGAAGAUGGUGUUUGAUGAGGAGGUGGGGUCUGACAGCGCAGAGCUCUUCCGCAAGCAGCUGCACAAACUGCGAUACCCCCCUGAUGUCAGGGGUACCUUUGCCUUCAUUGGGGGCUCAAUGAACACACCUGGUCGGCCAGCCAGGGCCACCAAGGACAAAGGCCCUUCCCUCAAAACUCUGUCCCGGAACCUGGUGAAGAACGCCAAGAAGACCAUGGGCAGGCAGUACAUCACACGGAAGAAGUACAACGCCCCCAGCUGGGAGCACCGGACCCAGCUGUCCCCUGAAGACCAAGAAGAUGAGAUCUCAGUGUCAGAUGAGCCGGAGCCCAGCACCCUGACCCCCACGUCAGCCCUGAAGCCUGCCGACCGCAUGACCAUGAGCAGCCUGGUGGAACGGGCGUGCUGCAGGGACUAUCAGCGCCUGGGCCUGGGCACGCUCAGCAGCAGCUUGAGCCGCGCCAAGUCGGAGCCCUUCCGCGUCUCCCCCGUCAACCGCAUGUACGCCAUCUGCCGCAGCUACCCUGGAUUGCUGAUCGUGCCUCAAGGUGUCCAGGACAAUGCCCUGCAGCGUGUGUCUCGCUGCUACCGCCAGAACCGCUUCCCUGUGGUGUGUUGGCGCAGUGGGCGCUCCCGGGCUGUGCUUCUGCGCUCCGGGGGUCUACACGGCAAGGGCGUCGUCGGCCUCUUCAAGACCCAGAAUGCACCGUCACCAGGCCAGUCCCAGGCAGACUCCAGCAGCUUGGAGCAGGAGAAGUACCUACAGGCCGUGGUCAGCUCCAUGCCUCGGUUUGCUGACGCCUCGGGGCGCAACACCCUCAGUGGCUUCUCCUCUGCCCACCUGGGCAGCCACGUGCCCAGUCCCCGAGCCAGGGUCACCACGCUGUCCAACCCCAUGGCGGCUUCGGUCUCCAGACGGACCGCGCCCCGAGGGAAGUGGGGCAGCAUCCGGGUCAGUGGGCGCAGCAGUGGCAGCGGCAGUGUUGGUGUGGAUGUAGGCUCCCGAUUGGCAGGGAGAGACGUGCUGGGCCCCCCCCAGCCCAACGGGGCCCCCCCGGACCCAAGCUUCCUGCGGCCCCAGCGUGCGGCCCUCUACAUCAUCGGGGACAAAGCACAGCUUAAGGGUGUGCGGCAGGACCCCCUGCAGCAAUGGGAGCUGGUGCCCAUCGAGGUGCUGGAGGCCCGGCAGGUGAAGGCCAGCUUUAAGAAGUUGCUGAAGGCGUGUAUCCCUGGCUGUGCCACUGCGGAACCAGGCCCAGCCUCCUACCUGCGCUCGCUGGAGGACUCAGAGUGGCUGAGCCAGAUCCACAAGCUGCUGCGAGUGUCGGUGCUGGUGGUAGAGCUGUUGGACUCGGGCUCCUCAGUGCUGGUGAGCCUGGAAGACGGCUGGGACAUCACCACCCAGGUGGUGUCGCUGGUACAGCUGCUGUCGGACCCCUUCUAUCGCACUCUGGAGGGCUUCAGGCUGCUGGUGGAGAAGGAAUGGCUGUCCUUUGGCCAUCGCUUCAGCCACCGUGGGGCCCACACCCUGGCUGGGCAGAGCAGUGGCUUCACGCCCAUCUUCCUACAGUUCCUGGAUUGUGUUCACCAGGUCCAUCUGCAGUUCCCCAUGGAGUUUGAAUUCAGUCAGUUCUACCUCAAGUUCCUCAGUUACCACCAUGUGUCACGGCGCUUCCGCACCUUCCUGCUGGACUCGGACUAUGAGCGUAUAGAGCUGGGCCUGCUGUAUGAGGAGAAGGGGGAGCGGAGGGGCCCCCAGCCCUGCAGGUCCAUAUGGGAGUAUGUAGACCGGCUGAGCAAAAAGACGCCGGUGUUCUACAACUACAUGUAUGCACCUGAGGACACAGAGGUCUUGCGCCCCUACAGCAAUGUGUCCAACCUCAAGGUGUGGGAUUUCUACACUGAGGAGACUCUGGCCGAGGGACCUCCCUACGACUGGGAACUGGCUCAGGGCCCCCCCGAGCCUCCUGAAGAGGAGCGGCCUGAUGGAGGAGCCCCUCAGAGCAGGCGCCGCGUGGUGUGGCCUUGUUACGACAGCCGCCCACGGGCCCAGCCGGACGCCAUCUCUCGGCUUCUGGAGGAGCUACAGCGGCUGGAGACUGAGCUGGGCCGACCUCCUGAGCGCUGGAAAGAUACCUGGGAUCGAGUGAAGGCCGCCCACCGUCUCGAAGGACGUCCAGAUGGGCGUGGCCCCCCUGGCUCCCUGCUGGUGUCCAGUGUGCCGCAGCACCGCCGCUCGCUGGGCGUGUACCUGCAGGAGGGACCCGUGGGCUCCACACUGAGCCUCAGCCUGGACAGCGACCAGAGCAGCGGGUCUACAACGUCCGGCUCCCGCCAGGCAGCCCGCCGCAGCACCAGCACCCUCUACAGCCAGUUCCAGACUGCCGAGAGCGAGAACAGGUCUUAUGAGGGCACCCUAUUCAAGAAGGGGGCCUUCAUGAAGCCUUGGAAGGCCCGCUGGUUUGUGCUAGACAAGACCAAGCAUCAGCUGCGUUACUACGACCACCGGGUGGACACGGAAUGCAAGGGCACCAUCGACCUGGCUGAGGUGGAGUCUGUGGCUCCCGGCACACCCACCAUGGGGGCCCCCAAGACCGUGGAUGAGAAGGCCUUCUUUGAUGUGAAGACGACACGCCGCGUUUACAACUUCUGCGCCCAGGAUGUGCCCUCAGCCCAGCAGUGGGUCGAUCGGAUCCAGAGCUGUCUGUCGGACGCCUGA